GUCACCGCGCAUCGCAUCGCACCGCCGCAUCCACCACUGCGACCAGCAACUGCGACCAUGUCCAAGCGCGCGUUCGAGUCCGCUUUCUCUGCCAGGCCUGGCGGCUUGCUUGUCACAGCCGAUGGCUUUGGCGCUCUCCAGCCCCAGGUGCAGCAGCUUCUCCCCGUCUCACGCGAAAGCGAGACUACCUCUACACUCCAUGUUCCUGGUCAAUGGCCCUUGGAAUCGCAGUUCACCGAGUGCGACGACGCUCCUACCGUAGGCGGUGGCUCCUUCUUCACUACCAUCGGAACAUGGGCCGCGACCGUCACCAACAUCACCAACAUCUUCCAGCUGCCAGCUCGAUUGGCACAGCGCUAUCUCCGCCAGCAGACCAUAUGCGCUGUCCCAGUUGUACGCAAAGACGGCUCCAUCAAGAAGCGACUUGUAGAUGCUGGACACGCGGAUGAGCCAACGACACCCUCACCUUCUGCGCGAGCACACGCGAACCUGAAACGUCGCCGUUUCCCCCAAGCCACCACACUCUCACCGGACUUAUGGUCGCCAAGUCCGAGCCCCGUGCAGUCUGGCGAAGGCGUCCUGGCCACCUUGCCUGCAGUCAAUGAUUUUGACGACGACGAUAGCCUGGAAUUCUCAUUUACCGAUCUUCUCACUUCAACUCCUCCCCGUAAUGCCCGAACUGGCUCUCCUAUACCAUGUUCAUGGGACAGCCCGCAGAUCCACCCAAAUGGCCCUACUUUCCAGCCAGCCCCAGUCACACCCAUGCGCCGACACCUGCUUAAGCUGCAGCUGCGCGCACAUGUUGAGCACCAGGAUGCUCGGGAAGAAAGAAUCGCCGAUGCCGAUGCACAGACACCUGAGCUUGAGACGGCCCUCUACGAGGACUCUGAGCUUCCGAUCCCACUAUCAUCUCCCUUCCAGACCGACGUUUCAUCUUCUCCUUUCCAGACAGACGUCGAGUCUUCGCCAUUCCAAUCACACAUAUCUUCCGAUCAGCCACCUGCGUAUGAGAACGAUCUGUCGUUUCUCUCUGAUGCUCCCUCCCCCCCGCGCAAGAAGUCUGUGCGAUGGGCACAGCACGCUGGCGCAAAGUCGUUCUUUAUCGACGAGAGAGUCAGCGAAAUGCUUGACUCCACACUUGAAACCAUCACAUCAAACCUCCAGGAAGACCUCAAGAAGAAACUGGCCCUCGCUCCACCGCCGUCUCCGCCUCCACCGGUGAAGCCUCUUGUGCUUCCCCUAUCUUCAGAAGAGCUAGAUGCACUUGAUGCCGUUGUCGCUCAAACCGACCACGGUCGCAACGCGAACAUGUACGUUAUCCCGGAGAAGUUAUACGCCCGAGACUUUGGUACUCUCCUUCCGGAGCAAUUCAAUGGCGAUCCGAAAGCCUGGCUCAACGACAAUAUUGUCAAUGAGUACCUAGCCAUUCUUGUGGCCCAUAAAAAGAAAGAGAUUGGAUUUGCGCACAAACGCGGAGGGCCAGCUCCCCCAGUUCACGCCUUCUCUUCGUUUUGGUAUAGCACUAUCAAGGACCGGCCGAAGUCUGUCGAGCGAUGGGCUUCUAGGUUCCAGCUAGGUGGACGCCAGUAUUUGGAUGCCGACCUUGUCCUAUAUCCAAUUUGCGAUGGGGGGCAUUGGCGUCUGCUUGCGGUAAAGCCGAAGGAGAGAAUUAUCGAGUACUUGGACUCUUUGGGCUUCAGUGGCCAGAAAUACGUGGUUAAGCUCAAGGAAUACUUGAGCAAGGAGCUAGGAGAUGCCUGGGUUGAGGAGGACUGGACCACUGUCGAGCUACAGCGCAGUAGCCAACAGCUCAACAGCAGCGACUGUGGAGUUUUCACGCUCCUGAAUGCGCUGACAGUCCUUCGAGGAGAGGAGGCCCAGCGAGUUGUCGCUUGUUGCGGCAUGACAGAUGCUAGGGAGCGGAUCGCUACUACCCUCUUAGCCGGUCACCCAACUACAGAGCUGGAGUGAGAAGUUUUGUUGGUUUUUUGGCGUUUGAUUUUUGUUGGGAGGGAUUCAUGGCUGCGUGUCUUGCUCUUUGUUCUUGUUGGCGUUUGGUUUGAUUGUUUGUGCCGCUUGCAUAGCGAUGGUGUUCAGUCGCUUAGGAGGCCUACGGCUCACAUGACCUUGAUACCCCCCCUGAUGGCGCCCAUAGAGGCUUGAUUUUGUACUG
Molecule: messenger RNA, 2173 nt
Organism: Cucurbitaria berberidis CBS 394.84
Lineage: Eukaryota; Fungi; Ascomycota; Dothideomycetes; Pleosporales; Cucurbitariaceae
Product: cysteine proteinase
Exons: 4
Coding region: 58-1971 (637 amino acids)
Biological process (GO): protein desumoylation
Cellular component (GO): nucleus
Molecular function (GO): deSUMOylase activity
Source: RefSeq, a predicted model, not a curated record